Molecule: messenger RNA, 753 nt
Organism: Brugia malayi
Lineage: Eukaryota; Metazoa; Nematoda; Chromadorea; Rhabditida; Onchocercidae
Product: O-methyltransferase, putative
Exons: 5
Coding region: 1-753 (250 amino acids)
Molecular function (GO): S-adenosylmethionine-dependent methyltransferase activity; O-methyltransferase activity
Source: RefSeq, a predicted model, not a curated record
AUGAAAUGGUUUAUUUGUAUAUUAGUGAUACUAUCAAAUAUUUUUGUGAUAAGCUUUGCAAGUAUAAUUCCAUGGCGUAGUAAUAGCAUUUAUGGAUACUGCGUCAAUAUAUCAGUCAAAAUGGAUCCAAUUCAAAAAAUUAUUUUUGAAAGAACACUGAAUCUACCAGAUGGAGGAAUGAUUGGAGCUCCAGAAGUGCUUCAACUUGGCCAAAAUCUUAUACAUUUAAUACAAGCUAAAAAAGCUAUCGAUAUAGGUACCUAUACUGGUUCAUCAGCAGUAGCCUGGGCCUUAGCAAUGCCCAAGGGAAGCGAAGUACUAACAAUCGAUAUCUAUCCGGGAAGCUAUAAUAGCAUCAGUCGUGAUUUUAUUAAAGCUAGACCAGAUAUUUAUCCAAAAAUCAAACGGCAUAUUGGAUUAGCGGCGCAAAAACUAGAUGCAAUGCUUGCUUCUGGAGAAGCUGGAAAAUGGGAUUUCGUAUUUAUCGAUGCUGAUAAAAUUAAUUAUCCACGAUAUUAUGAUCAAUCGGUUAAUCUACUGCGACCUGGAGGUGUUAUUUUAAUUGAUAAUGCCUUAUGGGGUGGAAGUGUAGUCAAAGGAUCUGGUUAUAUAAAAGAUCGCAACACGGCAGCUGUCGAUGAAACAAAUCAGAAAGCUUCAAAAGAUCCCCGCGUAUACAAUUAUUUGAUGAAUAUUGCCGACGGCAUACAUGUAAUUUUCAAAAAGAAUACUAAAUUAGGGAAAAACACCUAA